CGUCACCACCGCUCCGCUCUCUCAUCGCACCAACGCCGUACGCGAAGCAUUGUUUCCGACUCCGAAUAAUUAUUAUGUAUAAUUGUUUUUCUUAACUAAUGUUGUUUUAAUUGUUGCGUGGUCGCCUUUUCUCCGUCAAAAGCCAGCAGACGCUGGCGAUCACUGGUAUUAUGUCUAUGUUGUAAAUAAACGUUUCUUUAUUACCUUAUCAUAAACCUCGUGUCUCGGUGUAACCCGCCAAAUUAUCAACCGUGUCUACCAUUUCUAGGGUUUUUAUCAUUUAUUAUAUUAGGUAUUUUUUUAUAGGUUUAUGGUUUCUACCGUGUAGUUAACAUAACCGUGGUAUACGACUAUCAAAACAAUAAUGGGCGGUCUAUAAAUGUCAUGAUAAUAAUAGUUGAUUAAAACAAACAAAAUUGUAUUGUGAAUUGUGAUUAUCCGAUCCUGGAAAUAAAUGUCUUGUUGGUUAAUUUACAAUUUACUACUGCGGUAAAUCAAUUAUUUAACUCUGUUAUCAAAUUAUAUAAUGUAUAUACUGAGCUUACUGACCUACGGGUAAGUUGGCAUAAACAAGGUUGAUGUUAUCUUAUAUUCAUUACUAUAUACUUGGCGUAAUAUUUGUUUAACCCUACAAUUUAUUGACCUAAUACAGGGGCCGGCAACAUUUUUACUUGCGUGGACCAUAUUUUUCAUCAGCCUUUUAUUUAAGGUCGCUUACAAAAUUAAAAUAAACGUUUUAAAAAUACAAUUUUAACAUCUAAUUCUAGUAUAUGUAUGGAUAUCAACAAUUAUAUUAUGAGUUCCUUUGCUUGGCCGUCCUUACUAUCCGAUUUUGAUUAAAUAACAUUAGUAGAGAAAAAAAAUAUUAUUACCUUUAUUAUAAUUGCGUUGAAUAAACAAAAUUAAUUCUUGAGUGAAAAAAGAAUAUAAAUAUUUAGUUUCUGGUGGGAUUUUUUAUAUUGAAUAUUUCCCUGCUAAUUCGUUUAUAUUCGCUUUCAUAUAGGUUAUUGAUAUUCUUAAAACUACAUUCAGGUGCUUGUCGCUUAAUAGAAAAAACAAUAUUUAACUAGCGAAAAUAUCUGCUCAUAGAUAUAAGUGCUACCAAAAGUAAUAAUAAUUUUUUUAGCAAAACUUUUAAUACCUUUAAAAUCCAUUUUGAAGAUUUAAAUAAAAUAUUUUAAAUUUAUUAUUGUCUUUAAAAGUAGUUUUAAGAACAUUGUUGUUUUGCAAUUCAAUGACUUCCAUCUGUAAAUUAGAUUCAACAUCGUCAAUACUCAAUGUUAACAGAAAAAGGGUUAUUGAUGAUUUGAUUUUUUUUUCUUGUAUUUAGAAAGUAAUAAAAUUGUUUCAAAAAUUCUUUUUAAAGUUUUCCAUUAUAUUUAAAAAAAAUUUUUUUCUCUGGGCAUAUUUCAUCUACAAAGGUUAAUCCUUGGCUAUCCUUUCAGCAACUAUAAAACUAGAAUGUACUCCUAAUUUGUUUUGAUUAUGUAAUUUAAAAUUAUUUUGUUGAUUAUUUAAUUAACUUUUUUAAUUAUUUAUUUCAGUUUGGCUAAGACCAUCAGUAAGACUGUUAUUUUUUAAUUUUUGCUAUAUUUUUUAGUGACUUUUAACAUUAUAUUCUUUUACAUAUGUAUUUUUUUUUUUUUGGUAAAUUAAACAUUAUAGUUUUCUUAUAUUUUCAAUAAAAAAACAAAUCCGUUCAUGAUUCAUUGAAUCUAUGACGUUCAUCACAAAUUUAACGGUUUUGCUUUUUACACUGUAUUGAUAAUUAUAAAACACUUCGAGUGGUUUAAAUUUUAACUUUAAGAUUGUUAUACAAUGUCUGCGUGUUGGUAUGUUUCAAAACAAACUAUACUUAAACCAUACCUGAUACCUAUUUGUCGUAAUCUAAUUGUAUCUAAUGUAUAUUCUAUUUAUACUAUGGUCAUAUAGAUUAUACUCGUAUUUUGUUUAGAAACUUGAGAAUAAUAUGAGAUAAGCUGAUAGCUUAUAUUAGUAAAGGUAUAAUAGUCACAAUUCAAAAGCAUAAAAUUAAUACCUUUAAUUAUUACAAUUUAAGAUAUAGAAUUAAAAUUUUAAAUACUAUGAUAUAUAUUUAGAGGGCCACAGAAAAAAGUUAUGUGGGCCACAGGUUACCAGUGCCUGAUCAUCAUAAAUAUGUAUAUAAUGAUAAUAAAAAUAAUGCGUACAAAUAACUUUUUCUAUAUUUUAGGACAAUUAUGCCAAGAAAUUAUCAAAGAAAGAGGUGCAAAAAGUGGACGAUUCAGGAUAUAAAAAAUGCAAUUAAUGAUCAUAAUAUAAAUAAAAAAUCUUGCAUAGUUUUAGAAAAAGAAUAUGGUAUCCCUGUAGCUACAUUGAGGCGUUAUUUGAAACGAAAAGUAGAAGUAAGUAGUUUUAAAUUUGUAUAGAUUUGUCACUUUUAACAGCGUUAAUAAUUUUCAUUCUGUGCCUGCAAAAUGUGCCAACAAAAAUACCUAGUGGGCAUUAUGAUAAAUUAAUUAGUAAUCAAAUUUGCUUAUUUGGUAGUUAUAUUUAUUUAUUUAAUUUAUAAUAUUUUGUACGAUUACAUUAGGUAUGUGAUAUAUUGUAUUUCUCUAUUAAUACCUACUUAAAUUUAUAUUUCACGUUCUAUUUUAAUAUUACAAUGUGUUUACCAAGUACAUUGUGUCACCUAUAAUUUGUAUUGUUUGCUAAACUUUUGAUAUAAUUUAUAUCUAUAUAGAGUUUUUUAUUUACUAAAUAGGAUUAUCCAGUUAAUGGUGGCAGAUUUAAAAAUAUAUUUUCCCAUGAACAACUAUUACAACUUAAAGUCUACCUUACUGAAAUUGACCGUCAAUCACAAGUUGGUCUCAAAAAAGUUGAAUACCAAAAAUUAAUAUAUGACUUUGCAGUUAAUAAUAAUAUUCCACACCGCUUCAGUAAUAUUACCAAAUUGGCUGGUAAAGAUUGGAUGAUGAAUUUUAUGAAGAAAUAUAAUUUUAGUUUAAAAAAACCAAAAGCUACAAUUAUACGUAAGAUUAUUGUUUUAGUUAAUAACAAAGUGUGUAUUAGUUUAUUUUGUUUCAUUAAUUAUGAUAUAUAAGUAUAUGUGUUAUCUUUAAAAUAUAAAAACUAUUACAAAACUAAAAAUAUCAAAAUAAUUAUAGGCAAAUCAGACCAUUAUUUAUUAUUAUAUUAAUUAAUUAUUAUACUUUCAUUUUGAAAUCAUAAGUAUAUGGUCGUUUCAUGCUCAAAAAUAAGGAUGACAAAAAAUAAUGAAAAUGUAAAAUUUUUGAGCUUAAAUUGUAAAAAUAUAUUUUUUUUAAAAGUCAAUACUUUGUGAUAUUAUUAGUGUUACAUUUAAAUUUAUCAAUGUAUAUCCUACUAUUUUUUUAUGCUUACAAUAGUGGUCUACCUAUUUUCUUUUAAUUGACAUAAUAGUGCGACAUAAAUGUUGAACUCUUAAACAAUAUUUUAAUUUACGGUACUUUUUUUUUUUUAGGACAAAUAUCAUCUCCUUGUGUUUUGACCGAAGAGGAUAAAAAGCAAAUGAGAAAAAACAUUAUACUACACAGGAGAAAAGUUCUCUCCUUUUUGGAGAAUGUUUACGAUACAGAUUUGAAGGAGAAAGUAGAAUUGGACCAGAGUGAGUUGUUAAAGGUGGAUAUGUUUUUCAAAAGUAAUGGACAAGAGCCCAUUCCGGAAAAUAUCAAGGUGAAGGAUGAAUUCCAAGUGAAAAAAGAAUUAGAUUAUAUUAAUAAUUAUGAAUCAUAACUAUUGUCUGUUGGAACAUUUUACAACUAACAUGGCCAUUAAAAAGGAAUCAAAAAGGGAUUUGGGAGAAGAUAAAUUUUAAAGAUAAGUAAGAACAAUUCUAAUAACAAACCACGGAGUUAAUCAUUUUGGGUACAAUUAUUUUUAUUAUUGAUGUAAAUUGUUUACUUAAUUUGAAAAUAGACAGUUAAAUUAUAUAUAUAUAUAUAUAUAUAUUGAUGCUGAUGAUAUCAAGUAAUCCAUUUAAGUGGAUACCCUCAUUAUCUCAGAAAGUAUUAAUGUUUUUCAGAAUUUGUUUUCUAGAACAUUAGAACAUUUAAGAAACAAGCUACUCUACAAUUGUAUAUUUAUGUUAUUUUUUGUUACCCUUAUUAUUGGGGUUACUUAUAUUAACUAGGUGUCUUUGACUUUAUUUCCAAAGAUGUAUUUAACACAGCAAAUUUACCAAUUUAUUUAAUAAUAAACAAAAGUCUUCCAAUUUAUUACAUAAACUAAACUACUCACUACUUAGUUUUCGGAAUCUUUAUCACAUCAUUGCAGAAACUCAAAACAAUACUUACUAUCAAAGGUAUGUAAUAAACCAAAUGAUCAAAAUAUGUGUGUGAUAAACUGCCGAGAAAACAGUCAAGAAUUAGUAUUAAAAAUAAUGUUGUUCACUCGAGUUAAUUGAUCAAAAACAUACCAUUAUAAUAAAUUGUAUUAUUUGCAAAACUAAUUUGAGUUUUUCUAUUAUUAAAAUUAAUACUAUAUUAUGUAAAAAUUAAAUAAUUCAUCCCCAUAAAUUGUAAGUAUAGUUUGGUUAGAUAGUAAGG
Messenger RNA from Cinara cedri, 4565 nucleotides. The record is from the annotation of a GenBank genome assembly. NCBI's taxonomy places the organism in Eukaryota, Metazoa, Arthropoda, Insecta, Hemiptera, Aphididae.